Messenger RNA from Cordyceps militaris CM01, 2337 nucleotides. RefSeq names its product EPS15 domain-containing protein. Bases 1 to 2337 code for a protein of 778 amino acids. The transcript has a single exon. NCBI's taxonomy places the organism in Eukaryota, Fungi, Ascomycota, Sordariomycetes, Hypocreales, Cordycipitaceae. Gene Ontology annotation, molecular function: protein binding; calcium ion binding. The record is from RefSeq and is a predicted model, not a curated record.
AUGACUCCUGCGGUCGGCUCCCGCGCCGCAGGUUCGCCAGACGACGCCGCCAGCGUCGCCCUGCAAGGUGCCUCGCUGGCGUUUCAAAAGCGCACGCCACCGAGCCAACACCAACCGGAGCACUCCCGCGAGAAUGGAGCUCUCCUCGCUGCCACGUCGUCGGUGGAGCGGGCCAAGAGUCCUGGCUCUACGACGGCGGCGGCACGGUCCUCCCCUCGACGCUCCCAUCCGGGCCAGCGCGUCGCCGCCGAUGCCUCUCCGCCCGAGAUAGAAUCCGUCCUUGCCGCGGGACUGGUGGUGGCGCGUCUGCAACAGCUGGGCGCGUCUUCGACGGCGGGUACUGCGAGCCAGACGACGGCGCCAACGCCCAUGGUCACGACUGCCCCCCGAGCUCACUCGACGUCGCCAUCGCCGCAUCUGGCCCUGGGGCUCGCAUCGCCGCAGCUUCCGGCUACCGUAGCUGCCGCUAAGAACCCAAGCCUCAUAGCGGCGACGCUGGCGGCGAGCCGUGGUGGGAGUCCGACAGUGACGGCGCUGCGGAAUCCUCGCCGGAUGCAGAGCGUGAAUGCGCUGCAGGACUUGGACGCCGUGGAUUCACAGCCAAUUCCUCCGACGACUUCGCUCAUUUCCAUGUUUGAAGUGGACGAGGCCGCUGGCCAAGAUACCCCACGGCUACGGCAGGUACCAACGUCUUUGACGGAACCGUCUGUAGUGCGCAAGAGCACACGCCCGUCACCGAUUCCCAUCAAGCAAAUCACUGUUGAAUCUGCACCCCCUACAUCGAAAUCGAAUUCCAAGCAACGAACCGGCAAAGGCCAGUCUUAUGAGCGACCGCCGACACCCCCCAAAGCAGUCGCCAAAAAGUCUGCUGCGUGUGCACCUCGACGUCCGCCAACACCCCCGGCAGUCACGGAGGCUGCGCCAGCGCCGGCUCCGAUAACACCGACUUCUGCAUCAAAAGCGAUCUUUCGAGCGGCAGCAAGCAAGCCUCGGUUAACCCCGCCUAAAGUCAGAGCGACACGAAAGGCCGACGGCCCCUCAAAUCCUGUCACACCCUCCAAAGUCACUUCCCAGACUUUAUCAACAACCGCAAUGAAGAAUCUGGAUGCCACUGGAGAUGUCACUCCCCGUCGGAAACGUGUGCGGAAACCAUCCCCUUUGGGAUUAUCCAAGCCGUCAAAAGAUGGCCGCAUUCCUGACAUCGCGCCUCCCAAACAGGACUCGCCUACAACACCAAGACACAAGUCCCCUACUCCUCGUGUCAUCAGUCGAUCAACCCCAGAAGUACUAUCACCCAAACCUACGCGGGUAACCAGGACCGCUUCCCUUCACUCUGGCACGCCGCCACCCGCCAUCAUCCUCCGCCCGAUGUAUGAUGUUCAGUCACCUCCUUCGCCGGACCCUCAGAAACGCACGAAUGCUGAGAAGCGACCGCCCACACCACCAAAGCCACGAAGUAGUCAGAGACUCGCGCCUGCACGGCUAGCGAGCGGUAGGCCACGCGGCAGCUCGGACACUCCUCUCACAAAAGCGACACCCGUACACAGCAUGUGGGGUUUGCCCAUUGUAUCAAGCACUACCCCCGACACGCCCAGAAUCAGCAAAACAGAGCCAUGGCCGCCAAACAGACGUGAAUCCAUUGUCAACGCGCCGCCAUCACCUACACACGAACCCCCGCGGAAGCGCCCGACUCACCCCCCCAAUCCGCUGCAACUCAACUCCAUGACCAACGCCAUCAUGGCGAGCUCAUUGGCCUCGUCGCGCCUGACGCCUCACAGCUCGGGCUCUUCAUCCCUGCCACCACCACCACUACCCCUGCGCCAACGCUCACCGCACCUGCUCCAGACCCUCCGCCAACCCGCAAGCGAGCCCGAGGACGACCACGGCCGGCAGCGGAAGAGCCGCCGGCGCCGGCUGCACGGUGCCAAGCACACGCAUCACGAGGGCUCGCGGCGCCGUUGGCGCGACCAGGUCACGGACAAGGAGCGCAAGCGGUACGAAGCGCUGUGGGCCUCAAACCGCGGCCUGCUGCUCACGCACGAGAGCCCCUCGGUGAGUGUCGGCAGUGGCCUUGGCACAGACCUGUCCGAGUGCGUCGCCAACGUGGUGGUGCGGGAGAUUUGGAAGCGCGCGCGCCUGCCAACCGAGGAGCUGGCCGAGGUGUGGGAGCUGGUUGACCGCGGGCGCAGGGGCUACCUCUCGCGGCAGGAGUUUGUGGUGGGUAUGUUUUUAAUUGAUCAGCGGCUACGAGGGCGCAAGUUGCCGCCCAAGGUGUCGGAUAGUAUAUGGGGGAGCGUGAAUGGCGUGACGGUGUUGACGCCCAGGCCGAAGCACUGA